AGACAAUGUAUAGUUAACAACUAUGCGAGUGGCAAGGACAAUCAUCGUUAUUUACAAAUACAUAUGCUAGUAACAUGUCGCGUAAAAGUAAUGUCAGUUUCUUGUCCAUUUUUUCGUUGGAAAAUCAGUCAGUCUUGAGCCUUGAUUUAUCUUGUUUAACAUACAAGGACGCGCAUGUAAGGUAGACAGUGUAAUGUGCAAAAUAUAAUUGAGAAAAUAUGAUUUUUAUCAAGGCAAUGAUCCUCAACGGACAAGGGAUUGUAUUUCUUCUUUCCUUUCUAAUAAACACAUUAUUUUGUCAAAGCGAAGAGGCAUCUUGCCAUGGAGCUUUUGAUAUUUAUUUCGUUUUAGAUAGGUCUGGUAGUGUGUAUGAUAACUGGGGAGAGAUCUAUGAGUUUGUGGAGCAGCUCACCAACCGCUUUGUGAGUCCAAAGAUGAGAGUUUCCUUCAUAGUUUUCUCAUCUAGAGCGGAGGUGAUUCUACCACUAACUGGAGACAGGUAUGAAAUAGAGGAAGGCUUGAAAAAGUUAAGUGAAAUCAGACCAGCUGGUGAAACAUACAUGCACGAAGGAAUGAAAGUGGCUUCAGAGCAGAUAAAGGCCCAGGUCACACGGUCAUCCAGCAUCAUCAUCGCUCUGACUGAUGGGAAACUGGAGGUCUAUCCCUAUGAACUGACAGUAGAGGAGGCUAACGCGGCCAGGGAGUUUGGUGCUAGAGUGUACUGUGUCGGUGUGAAGGACUUUGAUGAGAGACAGCUUGUUGACAUUGCAGACAGCAAAGACCAAGUAUUCCCAGUGCUGGCUGGAUUUCAUGCACUCAAAACCAUUGUGAAUUCGAUUUUGAAGAAAUCCUGCACAGAAAUAUUCAGUAUAGAGCCCAGUAAUGUUUGUGUGAACGAAUCUUUUAACAUUGUGCUGAGAGGAUAUGAUUUCACCCGUGGGAGGAGCCAGGAGGGAGUGAUCUGUGUUCUCACAGUCAACCAGAAGACCUACAAUGAGAGCCCUAGUGUGGUGCAGGAUGGCUAUCUGUUGUGUCCAGCACCAGUGCUGCAUGAAGCCGGACAAUCGAUAGAUGUGCUGAUCAGCUUGAACAAGGGUCAGUCCUACAUCUCAAGUCCAUUCACUAUCUACGCUACAGAAUGUUCUGAUGGGACAGUGGUGCUGGUGCUGGUCUUGGUCCUCCUCCUGCUACUGGCUCUGGUUCUGCUGUGGUGGUUCUGGCCGCUCUGCUGCACUAUUGUGAUCAAGGACCCCCCUCCCUGUCGCCCCCCUCCUCCCCCUCCUCCACCAGUACCUGAGCCUGAGGAGGACCCUCUACCCAAGAGGAAGUGGCCCAUGGUGGAUGCAUCCUAUUAUGGGGGAAGAGGUAUCGGAGGAAUGAAACGCAUGGAGGUUCGAUGGGGAGAGAAGGGUUCCACGGAGGAAGGUGCACGGCUAGAGAAAGCUAAGAACGCAGUGGUCACAAUGGUGGAAGAGGAGGUGGAUGAAACCAUUGGAAGAAAACCAAUGCCUCAGAGUCCACACCCCACCUAUCACAUCCCAGAACAGUCCAGAUGGUACACACCCAUCAAGGGGCGUUUUGAUGCUCUAGUAGCAUUACUCAGGCGCCAGUAUGAUCGAGUUGCUGUCAUGAGACCAACAGCAAAGGACAGGGGGCGCUGUAUGAAUUUCACCCGAGUUCCCAAUCAUUAGGUCAAACACACCAUAAUCUGUGGACUAUGAGGCUAUGGAGAGAACAGGAGCCCAUAGCCGUGGGAUGAAUGGGUGCUGAGGGUGCUCUCGGCCCCCUGAAGAAUAGCCGUGGGAUGAAUGGGUGCUGAGGGUGCUCUCGGCCCCCUGAAGAAUAGCCGUGGGAUGAAUGGGUGCUGAGGGUGCUCUCGGCCCCCUGAAGAAUAGCCGUGGGAUGAAUGGGUGCUGAGGGUGCUCUCGGCCCCCUGAAGAAUAGCCGUGGGAUGAAUGGGUGCUGAGGGUGCUCUCGGCCCCCUGAAGAAUAGCCGUGGGAUGAAUGGGUGCUGAGGGUGCUCUCGGCCCCCUGAAGAAUAGCCGUGGGAUGAAUGGGUGCUGAGGGUGCUCUCGGCCCCCUGAAGAAUAGCCGUGGGAUGAAUGGGUGCUGAGGGUGCUCUCGGCCCCCUGAAGAAUAGCCGUGGGAUGAAUGGGUGCUGAGGGUGCUCUCGGCCCCCUGAAGAAUAGCCGUGGGAUGAAUGGGUGCUGAGGGUGCUCUCGGCCCCCUGAAGAAUAGCCGUGGAAUGAAUGGGUGCUGAGG
This is a messenger RNA of Oncorhynchus kisutch (coho salmon), 2262 nucleotides long. RefSeq names its product anthrax toxin receptor 2-like. The transcript is spliced from 17 exons. The record is from RefSeq and is a predicted model, not a curated record. Bases 219 to 1691 code for a protein of 490 amino acids. NCBI's taxonomy places the organism in Eukaryota, Metazoa, Chordata, Actinopteri, Salmoniformes, Salmonidae. Gene Ontology annotation, cellular component: plasma membrane; cell surface. Gene Ontology annotation, molecular function: transmembrane signaling receptor activity.